Molecule: messenger RNA, 1522 nt
Organism: Botrytis cinerea B05.10
Lineage: Eukaryota; Fungi; Ascomycota; Leotiomycetes; Helotiales; Sclerotiniaceae
Exons: 1
Coding region: 246-1091 (281 amino acids)
Source: RefSeq, a predicted model, not a curated record
GGCGCAAUUGAGGUUGUUUUGUUAUCUAAUAUAAGGAGCUCAUGCACCCCAAAUGCGGGGGAUCUACAUGCAUCUACCAUUAGCGGCACUACUAGUCUAGCAGUUCUACUAGCCAUAAAUUGAGUUUAGAUCCACACCAUUGACCCAGUUUCUUGAAUGUGGCAAAGCAUAUAUCAAAUCAUGACAUAAGAACGAUAAGACCAUACUCGAGAACCUCCAAACACAUCCGCAACCAUGAAGAUGAAAUGAAAUGGCACGAAAAUCUCCGACCGAAAAUGAAUCACAGUCACAAUCAUAAUCCCGAUGCUCUAAUAGUCGCUCGCUAUCAUAAGACGAAUUCGGAUUCAUGUGCAACACCGAUAUGGACUGGGAUCUUCGAUCCUUCUUUUCGGGUCUUGAUACUUCCUCGAUAUCUGGGUGUGCAGACGGCGAUUAUACCCAUUCCCUCUUCUCGGCGCAUAACGAGUUUGGAGUACGAACACGAACAACAGAAACAGCGAGAACAACAACGAGAACAACAGCGAGAACAGCAGCGAGAACAGCAGCGAGAACAGCAGCGAGAACAGCAGCGAGAAGAGCAGCAAGAAAAACAACAAUCCAAAGAAUCUGAAUCCCAAAACACCCUCUCGAGCCCGAGUCCCAUACCAAGCAUUGAUAGUUUUUGUUCCUAUUCCUAUUCCUGCUCUUCUGAAUCCUCGCAUUCCGUACCUCGUACAAGUAGUUCUUCAUCCGAUUCAUCAUAUACCUCAACUUCCCCAACUGCAGAAAACACCCAUCCCCAAGCCACCCAUCCCAGCAUCAACAUUCCAGAAGAACAAUCUCUCUAUAUCCCGCAGCUGUCUCCGGCAAGACUCGCAAGUCCAGACCACUUCUCCGAAAUACCAGAAACGCCGACCUGGACUUCGACUCCCAAGCCCUCGUUAGACAUGUUCUCGGAUUCGGAUUCGGAUUCGGAUUCAGACUGCGAUGAUGAUGAUUAUGACGAUGCCAUUGACGAUAACGAUGAGUUUCAACCGGUAAUAAAAGAUCACGGAGAGGAAGAUUCGGCAAUAUGUGAUCUCAUGGAGGGAUUUCGCAAGAUGAGUAUUUGAACUUUGAAGCAGAAGAGGUUGGAAAUUUGGAGGAUGGCAAGAGUAAGAUUAGUGGAAUGAAUGGUGGGUAGCAUGUAAGAUCUCUAUACUACUGCCUACUGUGGGAUACGAUACAAAGCGACAGCAAGCAGACAGUACCCCAACGAUCCACAACCCCCUCCGAUCGCAAUUCUCAAUUCCCAAUCCGCAACCUCUAUCCCAUCCAUCCAAGCCCUCGCCUCCACGAAGCCAAACCCCUCCUUCUCCCCCUCAACACAGAUCUCCACCACAACCCCCCCGCCUCGAAAAAAAAACAAAAAAUACAACACCUCUUUUCAAAGUUUCACAUACACACCGAUGCACGUACAUACAUAUAUCUCAGCGCAGAAGCGACAGACACGAGACAGAACGAACAACCCUAGCCGCAAAACGACUCGAAAAAUUCAAGUCGA